This is a messenger RNA of Protopolystoma xenopodis, 465 nucleotides long. The record is from the annotation of a GenBank genome assembly. NCBI's taxonomy places the organism in Eukaryota, Metazoa, Platyhelminthes, Monogenea, Polystomatidea, Polystomatidae.
AUGCACGACCCCGACCACGCCAUAUUCGAGGAUUUAGAACAACAGAUGCCCAUGUCCAUGUCCAUGCACAUGCCAGUCUCCGUGACUCGUCCUCAACUUGGGCUUCAAACCCAUGACUCGGUUGACCACUCCCUUAUCCCGACCCACGUCAUGUGUGGCUUAGGUCAUAACUGCUGGCGUGAAAAUGCAUCGCUUCCCUUUUUCCCCUUCGGAUCAGUCUGCUUUCUCCCUGGUUCAAGUAUUUCACUCGAUCCCUGUCACCUCAUCUCUGCUACUCGAGGCGUUAUUUCUCACACUCUGCCAUUCAUCCGUCGUCUUCUGGUGAGAUCGAGCUACGGAUCUCUUCUUCGUGCACUUUCAUACCAAAUGAAAGUCACCCAACAGCCGUGUCUCAGGAGAUUCAUCAAAACCCAGAUACUCUUCUUAUCUACGAAUCUUUUCAUGAUGUACUUACAUAAGAAAUGA